Messenger RNA from Salvelinus fontinalis (brook trout), 729 nucleotides. Its product is annotated as SLAM family member 5-like. Lineage: Eukaryota; Metazoa; Chordata; Actinopteri; Salmoniformes; Salmonidae. The coding region runs from base 1 to 729 and encodes 242 amino acids. The transcript has 3 exons. The record is from RefSeq and is a predicted model, not a curated record.
AUGCUGAAACACCCUGCAGAGACCUCCUGGAAUACUGCUAUUGUGUUGAUAUUGAGUCUCUCUCUGUCCACAGUACUCUGUGCUUCCCAACGAACAGUCAAGUCUGAGACUCAGCGGGUGAAUGGCAUCUUGGGAGAGUCGUUAUCUUUUCCAGAGAGAGUGUUUAAAACUGGCUAUUUAAGGUAUGGAGAAGACACCAAUGCAUUUGUGCUCAAUGGACAAAGCCAAAUAGAUCCAGAAGAGAGAUUUAAAAAUCGCCUUCCCUGGGACAAUGAGACAGGAUUAUUCAGUCUGUCAGACCUACAGAUAGAAGAUGCUGGGGUUUAUUCGGUGGAGAAUAAAGAUGGAAAGAAGAGGGCACCUCAAUUUAACCUCACUCUUUACUGUAAGUGUGUGUGUGUGUGCGCGUGUGCGUGUGACGUUUCCAAACCUCAGGUGACAGGGUGUGACAGCAGCUCCUGUCGUGCGGUGUGUUCUGUGGACAACGGAAAAGAGGUGACCUUGACCUCGUACAGAGGAGAGGAAAAACUAAACCAGACCAGCAGUCCUGAUCUCACCACCGAUCUCUCUCUCCGUUUGGAGGUAGAGGGAAAGAACUACAACUCCACCUACAGCUGUGUGGCUGCUAACCCUAUCAGCAAUGAGACAGUUCCUGUCCCAAUAUGUUGCAGCAAAGAUGGUCAUCCCAAGGAGACAGUUUUAGGAAAGAUCCUAGGUGAGUUGUGUUGA